AUGGCCAACGUCUUACUGUGGUGCUUGCUUGCCUGUUCUUGCUGUAUCCUUAUAGAUGCAAAGUUGCCUUCCAUCGAAAGGUGUAGAGAAAUCAAGAAGGGCAUUGAAGAAUGGAUCAUAAAACAAGCAAAUAAAACACAUCCAAGCUUCCUUCAUACUCCAGUUGAUGUGACGGCUGAGUGCUGGGAGUCUGCCCUGAAUUGUUUUCGAUACGAGACAUCCCAUUUAAAAGAAGCCAAUGGACAGAAAGAGGAAGACUUUAAGAGGAAUAUUAGGAAAGUUUAUCUGAAGAGGAUGCACACUCCUGAGAAUAAAGGUUGUCCGAUUUGUACUAAAUAUCCAACACAGAAACCAGGGGAUUUUCUGGAAAGCAUGCUAUUGCUUUUGCAGCAGAUUAUAGCUGAUUAUCCAACACAGACAUCAGGCUGA
Molecule: messenger RNA, 429 nt
Organism: Xenopus tropicalis (tropical clawed frog)
Lineage: Eukaryota; Metazoa; Chordata; Amphibia; Anura; Pipidae
Gene: il21
Product: interleukin 21
Exons: 5
Coding region: 1-429 (142 amino acids)
Biological process (GO): immune response
Cellular component (GO): extracellular region
Molecular function (GO): cytokine receptor binding
Source: RefSeq, marked provisional